AUGGAAUCAGACAGUGAUAUGACUAUAAGCGACCGGGAAAAUGCUGGAGAAAGUGAGGAUUGGGAGUUAGAAGGAAGCGAGGAUUGGGAGGCAGAAAGCAGCGAGGAGGAAGAGGAUUGGGAGGUAGAAAGCAGCGAGGAGGAGGAUGAGGAUUUGGACGUAGAAAACAGCGAGGAGGAGGAGGAGGAGGAGGAGGAAAAGGAGGAAGAGCGGGCGAAAGGAAAGGAGAAAGUAGAAGGCAAUGAUCGGAUUAGUGAAUUACCAGAUGCAAUAGUUGAAGACAUACUAUCAUAUAUGCCAAUGAUGGAUGCUAUAAAAACGAGUAUAUUGUCUGAGAGGUGGCGAUGGUCUCGUAAACUUCAUAAGUUUGUCUUGAGAUCAGAUUACACAACCUUUUUGACUCCGACAAUCAACUCCUGUCUUCAUCAAUUGGUGCUUAAGCAUGUCGAGGAGCUUUGCUUGGAUUUCGAUAGUUAUCAGCUUCCUAGCUUAUACUUGCUGCCGCCAGAAAUUUACUCAUGUGGAUCGAUGAAAAAAUUAAGCUCAACUCUUUGCCAGAUAUUUCCUACUGCUACUGUGAAUUGGAGAACACUCCGAGAUCUUUCUAUUGCGAAUGCUUUUCUCAAUGAUCAUGUGAUUCAAAUGCUUCUUGUGGGCAGUCCUCGACUGGAAUCACUGUUAUUAAGAAAUUGCGGAGGGUAUAACCAUAUCAACUCAACUACUCUGAGAAGACUCGUAAUAGAGUAUUAUGGAAAUGAUCCUGAUCCGACGACAUGGCUAGAGAUUGAUGCUCCCAAUCUUCAUUCAUUGGAGCUUAUAGGUUGUAUGAGGAUUAAGCUGCAAAGUUUGAGGAACUUAUUGUCGGCCUUGGUGCAUGUCACUCUUACAUUCUCACUGGACGAUGUUAUCAAUCCUGUUACAACCAUUGAUAAUAAUGUAGCCGAUGUUUAUCAAGACAUGGUGAGCCGUCUUCUAAACAAAAUUCGUCAUGCCAAGUAUCUUACAGUUGGAACAUGGCCAAUUCAGACUCUCUCAACACUUGAAUUACAGAAAUUUCCUCCGUCCAUUAUCUUACUGUGUAAGCACUUGACAUUGGAUAUCAAUCUAUGUGCAAAGGGAUUCCCGGGCAUCAAUAGACUGUUAAGAUCUUCACCCAACUUAGAGAAACUUGUUGCAGAUUUGUCUGGCUUUCAUGAAUAUGAGGAAUAUGAAGGAGGUCCUAGGCAUAUAUGGAAUUUCAAUGCCAAGAACUACUGGGAAUCGAAGAAACUGCUAUCUCAUUGUCUGAAGACUGUUGAGAUUAUUGGCUUUACUCAUAAUGUGCUUGAAAUAGCAAAGUUUUUGUUACAACAUGCACAGGGCUUGGAGGCGAUGAUCUUCCGUAAAUCAAAGGGCAAUAAUAGGCAGAGAUAUUUUGGCCAAGGGGAUGAUUUCUUUGGAAUAAUCAAGAAAUUGCUGAGCUUUCCGCGGUCCUCACCUCAUGCCAAAAUCCUAAUCGAGUGA
Messenger RNA from Chenopodium quinoa (quinoa), 1503 nucleotides. Its product is annotated as F-box/LRR-repeat protein At5g02910-like. Gene Ontology annotation, molecular function: protein binding. The transcript has 4 exons. The coding region runs from base 1 to 1503 and encodes 500 amino acids. The record is from RefSeq and is a predicted model, not a curated record. Lineage: Eukaryota; Viridiplantae; Streptophyta; Magnoliopsida; Caryophyllales; Amaranthaceae.